AAGAUUUCAACUCCUUAUGAUGCUAAACAUGUUGCCCAUGUCGGUGUGGAUAAAGAUGGUCAAUAUACUGGAUUACCUGAAGAAUGGGAAAAAUUGUUAACAUCAAGUGGUAUAACGAAAACUGAACAACAACAACAUCCUCAAGCUGUUAUGGAUAUUGUGGCUUUUUAUCAAGAU
Messenger RNA from Hansenula anomala, 177 nucleotides. RefSeq lists its product as uncharacterized. Lineage: Eukaryota; Fungi; Ascomycota; Saccharomycetes; Phaffomycetales; Wickerhamomycetaceae. Gene Ontology annotation, molecular function: protein serine/threonine kinase activity. The record is from RefSeq and is a predicted model, not a curated record. The transcript has a single exon. The annotation marks the transcript as partial.